Molecule: messenger RNA, 1323 nt
Organism: Candidozyma duobushaemuli
Lineage: Eukaryota; Fungi; Ascomycota; Pichiomycetes; Serinales; Metschnikowiaceae
Gene: GPA2
Product: guanine nucleotide-binding protein subunit alpha
Exons: 1
Coding region: 1-1323 (440 amino acids)
Biological process (GO): adenylate cyclase-activating G protein-coupled receptor signaling pathway
Cellular component (GO): heterotrimeric G-protein complex
Molecular function (GO): G-protein beta/gamma-subunit complex binding; GTP binding; G protein-coupled receptor binding
Source: RefSeq, a predicted model, not a curated record
AUGGGAUUGUGUUCUUCAAAGGACCCGCCGGCUCCGCCAGCACCCGAUGUUUCGGACAAGCGGACCAAGCAGCAGACCGCCGUGGGCCGGUCCGCUAAGGAGACCCUGGACUCCUCUAACUGGGUAUCUGAAAAGAACCAUCAAGACUCACAGCAACAGCACCUCGCCACAACCGCCAAUCAGAGCCUAAGACCAGGGCUGGCUCCCAACUCGACCGCUCAGUCCAGGCAACUGUCCUCACAGACCAACAACGGCAUCAUUCAGCCCGUCACGGGAGACAAGGAAGUGAAGGUCUUGUUGUUGGGUUCGGGUGAGAGUGGUAAAUCCACCAUUGUCAAGCAGAUGAAGAUCUUGCACAAGAACGGAUUCUCCGAUGAAGAGCUCUAUGAAUACAAGCCGUUUGUGUUCAAGAACGUGCUUGAUUGUGUCAAGAAUGUGGUGAACGCCAUAAUCGACCUCCAGCCUGAUUUGAUCGCCGAAAAGGGCACUAGCGAGGACGACUUGGCCGCCAACAUUGCAGGAACAGUGGGCCAGCGUAAACACAUCUUGCGCUACGACGACCUCAACGAGAUCUUGGACUAUGAGGUUUCGGUUUCCUCUGAAGAGCCUUUCAAUCCCUCUGUGGCUGCCAAGAUCAAGGAUGUCUACAACAUCAAAGAGGUCCACGAUUUCAUGGAGCGUGAGCAAGGCAAAUUCUACCUCAUUGACUCCACAGACUACAUGCUCAGUAAUAUGGACAGAAUCGCUGCCCCUGACUAUGUCCCCAACCAGGCUGAUAUCUUGCGUACACGAAAGAAAACGUCGGGUAUCUUCGACUUCCGUUUUCAAAUGAGCGGUGUCAAUAUGCAUAUGUUCGAUGUAGGUGGCCAGCGCUCAGAGCGCAAGAAAUGGAUCCACUGCUUCGAUAACGUCACGCUAAUAAUCUUUUGUGUGGCUCUUUCCGAAUAUGACCAGGCGCUUCUAGAAGAAGAUUCCCAGAACCGAUUGGAAGAGUCCCUUACGUUGUUCGACUCAGUGGUCAACUCGCGCUGGUUCUCGAGAACUUCCAUUGUGCUCUUCCUCAACAAGAUCGAUGUCUUCGCAAAGAAAUUGCCAUUUUCACCUUUGGAAAAUUAUUUCCCAGACUACAAUGGCGGUGACAACAUCAACAAGGCCGUGAAAUAUAUUUUAUGGAGAUUUACACAGGUAAAUCGUUCAGGCCUUAACAUCUAUCCACACGUCACACAGGCCACAGACACUUCAAACAUUCAACUCGUGUUUGCCGCAGUGAAGGAGACAAUAUUGGAAAAUUCUUUGAGAGACAGUGGUAUCUUAAACACCUAA